Lachancea meyersii CBS 8951 is the source of this 2436-nucleotide messenger RNA. The record is from the annotation of a GenBank genome assembly. NCBI's taxonomy places the organism in Eukaryota, Fungi, Ascomycota, Saccharomycetes, Saccharomycetales, Saccharomycetaceae.
AUGCCCAAAGAUCGAUCUCUUUAUACUGUUAACAGCAACCCGGAACCUUUGAAGCGGGUCUUUAGCGUGGACGACGACAUCCAUGAGAUAGAGAACGAUCAUAGGCAAUUCGAAGGUUUACCGGAAGGUUCGAAAUAUGUCGCCCCCAGCAAAAGAAGUCCCAGCAAUGUAAACACACCACCACCCGCUGCUGGGAGGCCCACUUCGGUGAGACACAAAAAUUCCUCGGCGUCUGUGGCUGGAGGACCAGAUCAUAUCGAUAACACUGACCAAGAUAUGGGUAACAGUUUCAACAAUUCCGGAGCUGUUCACGGCGACGAGGAAGACCAAAACUCAAUUGCCUCGAAUGAGUCCUAUACAUUGAGGCGUCGUCAAGAUGCCAUCAAUGAAACGCAUCCCUUUGGUAUCAGAAUUUGGAAGCCAGCCCUGUACAAAAAAAAAAGAUCUGUGCAGAAAGCUGCCAAAGAAGAUAUUCACGAAACUACUUACAAGCGAAUAUCAUGGAAAGUGCAUCUGGCCAAUAAUCUCUGGGCAAUGACACUAGGGCUAUUUUUCAUGCUUUUUUUGAGUGUUUGCAGUCUUCUCGUGUGCUUUUUCGGACUUUUCACACCAACCUGCUUAGAGUACGCCUCCGUGCUAUUCAGGCUUGGCCGCUACCUGUUUUGGCCUUUUGGCAAAAUUGUUCUCAUGGUCAGCGACAAGCAGUAUCUACAUGAAGACCAAGAUGAAGGAAUAUCUGCCCAGCAGUUUUACGGGUGGGUGACCAAUCAUCGUAACAGAUUGUACUUCCAUAGACCUUCACAGGGAGGCAUGGACUACGGGGCAACGGAAAGUGGAAAUAUGACCGCUGCUGAUAGACAAAGACGACUGUUUGGUCGAGGCCAAUGGUCAUAUGGCCGCUUCACCUUUUACGUUGUUCUGUACCUUUUUGUUCAGCCUGUGGUGCUCUUUUUUUCAUUUCUCACUUGGUUGGCUGUGUUCACCAUCCCAAUGAGCGGUAUUAUGUGGGAUUUGAUGUAUCACUGUAGAAGACAUCCUUUGGCGCUGGAAUUCAAGACCUUGACACAUGGCGUUAAUGAAAUCAAAGACAAAAAUGUGUUGUUAUGCACUUUCAGAAGCGCGGGUUCUCACUAUUACAAAUAUACAGUGGACGGAACGAAUGUGAUUGUCAUGAAUUUGGGGGCUCUAGUGGCUUUCACAAUUAUCCAAUUCUACAUUCUUCAAGAGCACGUCUUUGCAAUUAGUGAGUCUGUCAUUUUCUGUCUGUGUUUGCUGUCCAUUAUUCCUUUGGCCUUUUACAUUGGGCAGGCAGUCGCUUCCAUUUCUGCCCAAACAUCAAUGGGGGUCGGUGCUGCUAUCAAUGCAUUUUUCUCUACAAUUGUGGAAAUCUUCCUUUAUUGCGUCGCACUUCAACAAGAAAAAGGACUGCUGGUUGAAGGAUCUAUGAUUGGAUCCAUUCUUGGUGCCGUACUUCUCCUUCCUGGAAUGAGUAUGUGCGGUGGAGCCUUCAAAAGAAAAACGCAGAGGUACAAUCCCGCGAGCGCAGGCGUUUCGUCGGCUAUGUUAAUAUUUUCCAUGAUCGUCAUGUUUGUCCCCACGAUAAUAUACCAAAUUUAUGGCGGGUAUCUGGUGGAUUGCUCUGUUGAGUCCAGUGAUCAGCCAUCCAGAUGUUACUUUCGUCAGCCUCCUUUGAAAUUCAAUGCACUCUAUUUGCACAUUAUAAAGCCCAUGUCCUUGUUUUGUGCCUUUGUGCUGUUUCUGGCUUAUACCUUGGGCUUAUGGUUCACACUACGUACCCACGCUGCAACUAUUUGGCAGGUACCAGAGAAGUUACAACAACCCAACAAUAGUAGCCAGUUGGGAUACAUCCCAGAGGAAGAAGACGAAGAUGGCGGGCAUGAUGGCCCCAAUUGGUCGCGCCAAAAGUCAACUUGUAUUCUUUUGGGGGCCACUUUAUUGUAUGCCAUCAUUGCUGAGAUUUUAGUCGACUGUGUGGAUAACGUCUUGAAACAGUUCCCAUCUCUGGAUCCCAAAUUUCUAGGUCUUACGGUGUUCGCUUUGGUUCCAAAUACGACAGAGUUCUUGAAUGCUAUUUCAUUUGCGAUACAUGGGAACGUUGCAUUGUCGAUGGAAAUUGGCAGUGCUUAUGCUUUGCAAGUUUGUCUACUGCAAAUUCCAGCUCUAGUGGUUUUCUCAAUAAUGUACACCAUCCGCACCCCCACGGAUAGCAUUGUUAUCAGAGAUCAGAUGUUCUCGUUGGUGUUCCCACGCUGGGAUUUGUUGGCUUGUAUGGUGAGUGUUUUCUUGUUCACCUACUUAUACGCUGAAGGCAAAUCGAACUAUUUCAAAGGCUCGAUAUUGAUACUGUUAUACAGUGUUAUUGUGCUUGGGUUUUAUUUCCAGGGCGCUAUCGACCAAAACAACUGGGACAACUAG